AUGCCAGGCACCGACGCCCUCAUAAUGGAUCCCGAAAUUGUGCCUACGAUCACCGCCAUCCUCUCAAUCCAUACCCGUCUUUUCGCCCUACAGUCUCUUGUUCCCAGCCCAGAAGUCAACGGUCUCUUCGAAGACUUGAUGACCAUCUGCCUCAGACCUAUACCAAACGCUCGCUCGUCGCGCAUCCUUUCCGAUCCGCGAAUCGUCGAAAUCCUUCCCGCCCUCCACCAACUAUGUUCCCUCAGCGAGUUCGAAAUGGAAAAGUACUGGUGUAAGCGCAUCACCGACUCAUCCAAUCCUAACGAAGAACUUCGCAAAUUCACCUAUUUCGAAAACUACGUCGACCUCACACGUCUCGAGCUCGCAGCCAUAUACGCCCUAGACACAAACCCGAUCAAUAAUGUAGCAUUCAUAGGCAGUGGGCCGUUACCCUUGACGAGCAUAUGUUUGAUGGAACAAGUCAACGAAACCGCGGAGUUGACAAGAAAAGCCAAUCUUGGUUUUACAAGCUGGAUAUUGGAGACUCUAGGCCUGACGAGGAAAUCGAAGGUCAAGAUUUUGAAUAUCGAUCAUUCGCCUGAGGCGAUCAAGAGUUCGACGGUUUUGGUACAUAAUUUGGGAAUCUCGUCGGUGAAAAUGAUGUUUAGUCUUUCUUCCGCAUCGGACUUGACUUCUUUGAAGGAGUAUGAUGUGGUAUUCCUUGCUGCUCUUGUUGGAUCAACUCAAGAAGAGAAAGAAAAGGUCUUGGGAGUUAUAGUCAGUAAAAUGACCAUCGGUGCGCUAGUGGUGAUCAGGAGUGUGGCUGGCAUGAGAGGAUUGUGUUACCCUGCUUUUGACGCGACUACCGAAGCUGUUGCUGCUUGUAUAGAUGUCGGGGUGACGGUUGAUCCUGGGACGAGGGUUGUGAACUCCGUUGUUGUUGGGAGGGUUAGGGCGAGAGAAUAA
Molecule: messenger RNA, 945 nt
Organism: Glarea lozoyensis ATCC 20868
Lineage: Eukaryota; Fungi; Ascomycota; Leotiomycetes; Helotiales; Helotiaceae
Exons: 2
Coding region: 1-945 (314 amino acids)
Biological process (GO): nicotianamine biosynthetic process
Molecular function (GO): nicotianamine synthase activity
Source: RefSeq, a predicted model, not a curated record